Messenger RNA from Zea mays, 544 nucleotides. RefSeq lists its product as uncharacterized. The record is from RefSeq and is marked validated. The transcript has a single exon. The coding region runs from base 82 to 366 and encodes 94 amino acids. NCBI's taxonomy places the organism in Eukaryota, Viridiplantae, Streptophyta, Magnoliopsida, Poales, Poaceae.
AUCCACCAUCACACAGCAAUCCACACAAGCACUUCGACGUCGCACGGGCGCUGCACACAGACACACCAAGCGUCGGCACCAAUGGCUUACUACCAGGAGGUGGACUACUGCUCGGAGGAGGUGAGGUCGGUGGCCCCGGCCGGCUUCGGCCGCCACGGAGGCGGCGUCCAGCAGCACGUCGUCAAGGAGAAGUUCGAGGAGGUCGACACGGUCUCACGCGCCGGCGCCAACCACCACCACCACCACCAUGGUCACCACGGCGGCCACGGCUUCGUGGUGCGCGAGACCAGGGUCGAGGAGGACAUCAACACCUGCACCGGCGAGGUCCACGAGCGCAGGGAGAGCUUCCUCGCCAGGGCUAACUGAGCCGCCCGGCGGCCGGCAUCCACGCCCGUUCGUGCCUGCCUGCGUGCCUUAUGUAUGUCUGUGGUUGACUGGUUGUGCAGGGUCAUCGUACUUGGCUAUCGUACGUGCACGCACUCAGCUCCUGUACGAAUUACGACAAUAAGCUCGUGACCUGAAUAAAACUUCUUCGUAAUACUAA